GCUAUUAUGAAAAACUGUAGACUGUGCAUAUUUGUACAAAAGUUGAGAACGAUUCCAAUCAUACAAUGUCAUAAGAGUCGUCCACCAAACCCCAAAAAUAAUCAAAUGUAAUAACAAUAAAUAAUUCUCACAUGUCCAAAGCAUUGUUGGCUCUCAAGUCUCAAGUUGAAAAGAGAAAGGCGGAGUUGCAAACACAAAAUAGAACCAAGAAAUGGAAAAGAAUAGGUGACCAAUGGAAAGAGGAAGAUAAAAUACAAGAACAAGAGACUUUUCUUGAAGCACAUUCUCCAAUAGAGUCAAAGCAAGAAAAUGGAACAGAAACGAGUAACAAGGAACCACCGCUUCUCAAAGAAGAAGUAAUAGAAAGACUAAGAGCUUGGGAACAACCUGCAACUCUAUUUGGAGAGACCGAUUAUGAACGUUAUAUUCGACUAAGGGAUUUAGAACUACGCAAUUCAGAAGAAAGCAAAGGCCAAAGAAAUAUUUUUCAACAAAAAUUGAGACAAUUUAAGGAAAAGGAUGAGUUGGAAAACUUUUAUAGAGUGACGGAAAUGGAGUUGCCCUCUAAAGGUUCAGCAGCUCAGAAAGUGAAAGAAGAAAUAUACGCAGCAGAAGAAGGUCCAGAGUUUUUUAAAACUCCUGAAGAAUAUUGUUUUCGUUAUAUGAGAAGAUUGCUUAAGAUGUGGAAGGCUGAAGUAGAACAACUAGAUGAAGAGACAAAGAGAACUUCACUAGGAAGGAAGACGUUGGCCACUUUUGAACAAACAAAGGAAUAUCUGAAACCACUCUUUCGAAAAUUGAAAAAACAACAGCUGGACAAGAGCAUUCUCACGUCUCUUGAGAAGAUUUUACGAUAUGUAGAACAAAGAGAGUAUGUAUUGGCCAAUGAUGAAUAUUUGAGGUUGGCAAUAGGAAAUGCACCUUGGCCUGUCGGAGCUACAAUGGUUGGUAUUCAUGCUCGUACUGCGAGAGAGAAGAUAUCAGAAGGUAAAAUUGCACAUGUUAUGAACGAUGAAGAGACGAGAAAAUAUAUUCAAGCUGUAAAGAGGCUCAUUACGCUAAGUCAAAAGUGGUAUCCAACUGUUCCAAGUAAAAUGGUAGUUGGCUAAGUUUCGCUGUAUACCUGUAGAACAAGUUGCAUAUUUAAUAUCAAACGAAAUCAUUCUUUGUAAAAAACACGAGAAAACAAACGACGGUGAUAAGACUAAUCGAUGAAAAGACUAAAAGAAGACUUUUCUACGUUCAAUUCCAAAACUACGAGUCAGUCGUGUUGUAGACAAGAAGAUCAUCGUCAUUGUUGGAUAUGCAAAGUUGCAGUUCAAAUUGGUUAUGAAAAAUAUUUCAAGAGUCAAUGUAUUUGUUCGUAUUUUCUUCAAGAGAUAAAUGCAAAUACAAAAUAAUAUCAUCGAAAAUGAGAUUCAGCACUGGCAGGUUUUAAGUUUCAAAU
Molecule: messenger RNA, 1447 nt
Organism: Galdieria sulphuraria
Lineage: Eukaryota; Rhodophyta; Bangiophyceae; Galdieriales; Galdieriaceae
Product: pre-mRNA-splicing factor 18
Exons: 6
Coding region: 132-1109 (325 amino acids)
Biological process (GO): generation of catalytic spliceosome for second transesterification step; RNA splicing
Cellular component (GO): U2-type post-spliceosomal complex; U5 snRNP; U4/U6 x U5 tri-snRNP complex
Source: RefSeq, a predicted model, not a curated record